CCACUCUUUGUUUUCAACACUGAAACAGGAAGCGCAGCUUGGUGCCGUUUUUUACGUGUUAUCAUCGUCUUCUCCAAAAUGUCCCUCCGCUACCAGGACAAAGUUGUGAUAGUCACUGGAGGAUCUAAGGGGAUUGGCAGGGGGAUUGUCAAAGUGUUUGUGGAAAAUGGAGCCAAAGUUGUGUUUUGUGCAAGAGGAGCUCCAGCAGGUGAAGCUCUUGAGGCUGAGCUAAACGAAUCAGGGCGAGGCUCUUGCAAAUUUAUGUCAUGCGACGUCUCCAAAGAGGAAGACAUCAAGAGACUGGUGGCCGACACGGUGGAGAUUUACGGAUGCAUUGACUGCCUGGUGAACAACGCAGGGUGGCACCCUCCUCAUAAACCCACUGAUGUCACCACAGCAGAGGAGUUCAGAGAUCUGCUCAACCUGAACCUCAUCAGUUACUUCCUGACUGCCAAAUAUGCGUUGCCGUUCCUGCGACAGCGUCAGGGAAACAUCGUCAACGUGUCCAGUCUGGUGGGAACCAUCGGUCAGAAAGAUGCUGUGCCGUAUGUCGCCACCAAGGGGGCGAUCAUUUCCAUGACAAAGGCGAUGGCUGUGGAUGAGAGUCGCUUCAAGGUGCGAGUCAACUGCAUCUCACCAGGUAACAUUCUGACGCCUCUGUGGGAAGAUCUAGCAGCUCAGACACCAGAUGCUGCAGCAGCCAUUAAAGAAAGGGCGAACUCUCAGCUUCUAGGUCGUAUGGGGACAGAGGAGGAGAGUGGACUGGCUGCUCUGUAUCUCGCUGCAGACGCCACUUUCUGCACCGGGAUAGACCUGCUGCUCAGCGGCGGAGCUGAACUCAACUACGGCUUCAAGAGUCAGCUCCCUUCCUGAUGUCCAGCCUGGUCUCCACUGCCCGCAUGUGGCAGUAGAGCAGAUGGCUUAUCAGCUUGAUUUAAUUCAGAUUAUACAUCCAGAUGUGCUAACAAGUUACUAAAUGGGUAUUAAAUAAUACUGAUUUUCAUCCAACAAAUUAAAUUUCUGUUUUAAUAAUUCAGUCUUGCUGGGAUAAGACAGUUUAAGGAACAACUGUGAAACAAGACCUGAACCCCUCCCCACCGUUCGCCCAAUCAGCAUCAACCUCUCUGACCUCGAAUAACCCUCCCCUGUUUGAGCUUGUUGGUGUCCACCAAUCAGAUGUCACGCCUUUCGUCACACCUCCACAAUGACUUCCUGAUUGCACUGUUCAAUGAAACCAUUCACUGUAACCAAAAUAAUAUAUUAUUAAACUGAUUGUGUUGCUCUUCUUACACCGAA
This is a messenger RNA of Labrus mixtus (cuckoo wrasse), 1296 nucleotides long. RefSeq names its product hydroxysteroid (17-beta) dehydrogenase 14 (gene hsd17b14). Bases 79 to 873 code for a protein of 264 amino acids. The record is from RefSeq and is a predicted model, not a curated record. Gene Ontology annotation, biological process: steroid catabolic process. Gene Ontology annotation, cellular component: cytosol. The transcript has 9 exons. Gene Ontology annotation, molecular function: estradiol 17-beta-dehydrogenase [NAD(P)+] activity. Lineage: Eukaryota; Metazoa; Chordata; Actinopteri; Labriformes; Labridae.